Molecule: messenger RNA, 462 nt
Organism: Ichthyophthirius multifiliis
Lineage: Eukaryota; Ciliophora; Oligohymenophorea; Hymenostomatida
Exons: 1
Source: RefSeq, a predicted model, not a curated record
AUGAUUAUUAUUAUACGUCCUAUUUUUUAUAUAUUUAGACUUUCUUUAUAUUUUUACACACUUUUUAUUAUAUUUUAGUAUUUAAUAUAUAUUAAAAUUAAUUUUACAUUUUAAAGCUAUAUUAUUAUUAUUAUUAUUUAAAUAAUACCAUGUUUAUAUUUAUUUUUUAAUACUCUCUAUAAAAAUUUAUUCAAUUAUUAUUUUAUUUUAUUUUUGUUACCUUUUAAUUAAAUAAAGUAUAUAUUUUUUAUAUAUAAUAUUAAAUUUAGAUUCAUUUUUUACACACUAUAUAUUUUUAUUUAUUAAUAUUUGUUAUUUCAAUAAUUAUAAAUUAUUUACAGCCUUUUUUUUAAUUAUUUUUAUUAAAAUAUCUAUUUUAUAAAAAUACUAACUAUAAUAGAUUUAUUAAAUUUUAUUUUCAUUAUUUAUUUACACACUUUUUUUUCAUUAAUAUUAUAUUUU